GGCGCUUACAUGGACGAUUCAUAUGCCCUACGUCACUAAGAACCAAACGUCGAGGACGAGUGCGCCAUUUUGGCUCAAACAAAACCCAGAGCCUUGGACCUGGUUCUGGCUCUGUAUUGAGCAGACCCAUAGCAUUGGACCUGGAUCUGGCUCCACCAUGGGAGGCUGCUCGGCUCCGAACUGUUCCAACUCCACCACCAUAGGGAAGCAGCUGUUCAGGUUCCCGAAGGAUGCGGAGCGCAGGAGGAUCUGGGCCGUGAACUGCCGACGAGACUUCGAGCCGCCGCCUCACUCCAGACUGUGUCAGGACCAUUUUGAGCCAAGCCAGUUCGAGGAGGUUGCGAGAUCUCCUGCCGGUGGCAGGAAGUUAAGACCCAACGCUAUCCCUACUCUCUUCGGCAUCCAGGAGCCCCCCUACCCUGCAAUCACACAACCUCACUUCCUGCUUCCUCUCAAGCCAGAACCAGUGGAGAGAGAGCUGGGUUUUGAGGAGCACGGCUACGCCAGACACACCCCUCUCCCCGGGAUGCUGAUGAUGAUGGAGGAGGAGGAAGUGGAGGGGCACAGCGAGGCGCACCACUGCAAACAGUGUCUGCUCCUCAGGAGGCGACUGGAGCUGGAGACGCACACCUCGGCCCGGCUGCGGAAGGAGCUGGACGAGAUGAAGAAGCGCCUGUUCCGUCUGGACCGCGUGGAGCGGGGGCUGCAGGGCUUCCUGUACGAGGACCAGGUGCGCGCGCUGUCGCUCAGCAAGCGCUCCCGCCGCGCCGUCUGGUCCCCGGAGACGGUCGCCAGGGCGGGCAAGCUGCGGCGCGCCGUGGGCAACAAGGGCUACGAGUACCUGCGGGAGACGGGCUACCCGCUGCCCUCCUACCGCACGCUCUGCAACCGCCUGGAGACCAAGAUCACCGUGACGACGCACCUCAGCUGCGAGGAGCUGGCGGAGCUGGGCCUGGGCCUGAUGCCCCCGCCCUCGGCCUACAGCCCCACGGGGGUGGGAGAGGUCGGGGAGGAGGAAGAGGAGGAUGACGACGGGGUGGUGGACCAGCUCAUAGGGGUGUUGUCCUGAGAGAGGCACCGGCUCAGAGACUAUUGCGGUGUUGGAUGCUAAAAAAGGAUGAGAAGGGCUCCUUGUUGUUCCUCGAUUCUCGGACGCAGAGCGGUAAACAGGGGUUUUGCUGAGGAGUCACAGUGCAAACUCUCGGCUUUACAUGACGUAAGGCUUCAAACCUGUUGUUCAGGCCCGUCCCGGCCUCGGCAUGAUUCUACGUAAGACUGACAGGUCUGCUUGGUGCUGAGGAUGAUGGGCUGCUUGGCCUCAUACCUCCCUAACUACUGCGCUAACCUGGACAGGAGGUGAACAUGUUCUGAAUGGCUCCUCCGCGCCACGCUUGCCAUUCUUGCUGUUGAAUGAACGCGUGGGACUCUAGCACUAUGAAGCUGACUAUAGCCUCUGGGCCGGGCCGCCAUCAGAAGGAAGGCUGAGCUAAAAGGGGGAGAGGAUCUGAGCCUGCUGCUGCUGAGAACACACUUGUACCUUGAACCUCCCAGUACGCU
Molecule: messenger RNA, 1557 nt
Organism: Gadus macrocephalus (Pacific cod)
Lineage: Eukaryota; Metazoa; Chordata; Actinopteri; Gadiformes; Gadidae
Exons: 5
Coding region: 23-1069 (348 amino acids)
Molecular function (GO): sequence-specific DNA binding
Source: RefSeq, a predicted model, not a curated record